AUGGCUCCCAAAAAGAAGUCAAACAAAGGAGGCAAGGAGUCUGAGGUUAAGAAGAAGAAAGGGGGCAAGAAUAUCAGUACGGCCUUGAGGUCUCCGGAGUCGAUCUUGGUGGAGGAGCUGAAGGAAUUCUACCACAAACAGAUCCAAGACCUGGAGGACAGGCUUGCCCGGUACCAGAGGAAGUGGGAUGAACUCGCCGUGCAAGAGAAGCUAUUCCGCCAAGAGUUCGAGCAGCUGGCCAACAACAAGAAGGAGAUUGUGGCCUUCCUCAAGCGCACACUGAACCAGAGGGUGGAAGAGAUCACAGACCUCAAUGAGCAGCUGCAGAACCUACAGCUGGCCAAGGAGAUAGAGAAGGACGCUUUCGAGGCACAGCUGGCCCAGGUUCGCCAUGAGUUCCAGGAAACCAAGGACCAGCUCACCACAGAGAACAUCGCCCUUGGAGCAAAGCUGACUGCCCUGGAAGAAUUCCGCCUGCAGAAAGAGGAGCUCACAGAAAAGUACCUGAUUCUGGAGGAGCAGCUUCAGAAGCAGGAGGGCGAAUACAAGGACUAUAUGUACAACCUGGAGAAGAAGUCUGUACUGGACAAGGACAGGCUGAGGAAGGAGAUCAUCCACCGUGUGAACAUGGUGGCCACUGAGUUUCGAAAGGUGGCCACCAACCAGAUGUGGGAGACAACCAGGAGGGCCAUCUUAGAGAAUAACAGCGUGACAUUGCAGCUGUCCAAGGUGUCCCAGCAAGGCAUCCAGCUGCAGCAGGAGAAUGAUCAGCUCAAGGGCGCCCACGACAGGCUGUGCCGACAGCUGGAGCUGCUGGAGGACACCCAAAAGAUCAUGGCCAGGAACAACAGAGGCCAUCGGAAGAUCAUCCUCAUGCUGACAGAGAAGUGCAGCCAGCAGAAACAGUGCACAGAGGAGGCAGAGCAGCUGCGUCAACAGCUCUCCAAACUGGAACAGAACUCCCAGAAGCUGCAGAACGACAACCAGACCCUGAAAAGCGAGAAAGACCAGCUGGAAGAGCAGCUGAGGAGGCAGGAAGCAGAGGCGGAGCAGCUACAAGAGAAGCUGACUGAGGAACAGAAAGUUCGGACCAGCCUCGAGACAGUCCUGGCCCAGGCCACCUCCCUCCUACAGGAUAUCAUGCAGAUCCGAACAGACUCGGAGGAUGGGGAGUUCGAUGUGGUGCUCCAGCUGCAGCACAAGGAGCUCCUGCAGCAGCUGCUGGCCCUGCUCAGCAGGGCUGUGGUGUCAAAGUCACAGUUAGACUUCACUUCCCACCGGGAGAAGCAGCCCCAGGUCCCCUCCAAAGAGAGCACCAAGGCGUCCAAGACAGCGGCUGCUUCUCUGCUGCAGCAGCUCUCCGCCAUUACAACCUACCAUCCAGGGGACCUAGGGCUGGUGCCUCGCCAGGUCCGCAUCCCACCCAACCCUCAGGAUGUCAGGUCUCUCUCAUUCGCUGCCCGAAUGGGGAUCUGCCAGUUACAGAACACUAAUGAGAUCUACUCAUCUGUCGCUCUCAAAAAGUUCAGAAAGUUUAACCUUCCUAGACGUUUCCUAUACCACAAGUAGCACAUGGAGAGACCAAGU
Molecule: messenger RNA, 1587 nt
Organism: Psammomys obesus (fat sand rat)
Lineage: Eukaryota; Metazoa; Chordata; Mammalia; Rodentia; Muridae
Gene: Cfap157
Product: cilia and flagella associated protein 157
Exons: 9
Coding region: 1-1569 (522 amino acids)
Biological process (GO): sperm axoneme assembly
Cellular component (GO): ciliary basal body; cilium
Molecular function (GO): microtubule binding
Source: RefSeq, a predicted model, not a curated record